Molecule: messenger RNA, 2187 nt
Organism: Perca fluviatilis (European perch)
Lineage: Eukaryota; Metazoa; Chordata; Actinopteri; Perciformes; Percidae
Exons: 7
Coding region: 73-1365 (430 amino acids)
Biological process (GO): negative regulation of endopeptidase activity
Cellular component (GO): extracellular region
Molecular function (GO): cysteine-type endopeptidase inhibitor activity
Source: RefSeq, a predicted model, not a curated record
AGGCUGAACGCAAACACAAGAGAACAAACGUUAAACCAGCUCUGUCUUUUAGCUCCUGGAAUCUCUGCCACCAUGGCUGAAUCCAUCUGCACAUUAUUACGGCUAUUAUCCCUGCUGUCCAUUCACACUCUGUGUGUGUACGCAGAGGGUUUUGCACUGUCGCCUAUUGAACUUGCUCCCAUCCCCUGUAAUGACAAAGCAGUGGAGAAGCUAUCUCGUCUGGCUGUAACUUACAUCAAUGAGGAUCGCCCCGAUGGCUACAAGUUUGCCCUCAACCGCAUUGCAAAUGUCCACCUGCACGCUCAGGGCCCAGCAGGCAAUGUGUAUUACCUGGACCUGGAUGUCCUGGAGACCAAGUGUCACAUAGGCAGCCCAAAACCAUGGAAAAGAUGUGAUGUCAGACCGUUCAUGGAAACACAAAUCUCUGGCAACUGUAACACCACCAUUCUCCACACACCAGAGGGAUACUCCUACCUGUACAGCUACGACUGCACUCUUGUCCCAGAUCCCCCAGAGAAGCUCCAGCAGACCUGUCCAACCUGCCCCCUCCUGCUCCCUGUAGAUAGUCCACAGGCUGUGAAUGCUGCCCAGGCCACUUUGGCAUCCUAUAAGAGACAGUCCACACUGGGUGCAGAGCUCGGAGUAAAGAAGAUCACCAGAGCUGCAGCGCAGGUUGUGCCAGUGAAAGCCAGCUUUGUGGAGUACACCGUCCAACAGUGUCCAGAGGGAGUGACAGAAAGAGGCACCUGCCGGCGACUGACAGUCAAGUCUGACACAGAGACUGCAGGUUUCUGUGCAGGAUCUGUGCACGGAGACUUAACCGUCCAUCCUGAUGUCCGGGUGUCCUGUGAGAUGUUCAAAGCACAGGAUGUGGACAUCUUCAGACCCGUGCAGCCUCAGGGUCACGAACUCCCCCAAGACCAUGCGAUCCCAACCUUCCCCACUGUGUUCGAUGACCAAGGAAAUGAUCUGCUGCCUGUUCCCUCUUACACCACACUGCCCCCUGCUGUUCAACCACUGCCAUUUGACCCCACACCCAUUCUCCCUCUGCCCUUUGACCCCCCCGUUGUGGUUAACCCCUUUAUUCCCCUCAGCUCAUCUUCCAGUGAGUCUGCUGAAGAUCUAGUAAACCAGCAACAGCGACCCCCAGGUGCUGGUCCUUCUGCUUCAUCCUCUGAAGAGAUAGGAGGCCCCGUGGCACUACGACCACCCAUUGACUUCCACUACAAGAGGCGUGACCGCAAGAGACGGCAGGCCCUGGCGGAGACCUCACCCUCUCACAACCCAACCUUCCUGUCUGAUUUCCCCAGUGGGUCUUCUCCUUUCCGCUCCUGUCCUGGUCCUGCUCGCUACACCACAGUUUAACUAACUGGUGCAGCCGGUGACGGGGUGGACCGAUAAACUGCUCUGCUCCCUGUCACUGUAGGCUUGUAAUAGCCUUAUUUUAUGAUAAUGAGAGGAAUGCCAUCUCUUCUCACUGGCCCUGAAAUUACCUCUCUGCUGCUAAUACUGCUCCCAAAGCAGCCAAAGCUAAAACCAUAUAUGUAUUUGAAAAUGGCUUCAAAUAUUUUAACUAUUUUAAAUAAAUCUUGAAUCCCCUGUCAACUGCUUGAUGAAUUUAUAUACUUUACUUACUAGCAGUCUAAUACUUACAGUAUCUAUUUUGGUGGUAUAAAGCAAAGGAAUUUAGAUUUUGGAGCUGAAUAUAAGAGCAGAAACGGUUUAUCGAUUCGUUGAUUGAAAGAAAAUUAAUCUGUAACUAUUUUAGAAAGAAGAAAAUAACAUCUGCUAAUUGGGUUUACGGCUGUGAGAGUUUUUUGCUUUCCAUGUGUUUUAUAUCUUUCUAAAUUAAACAUAUAUUUGGAUUUUGGCUUUUCAAAACAGGACAUUUGAAGACAUUGAUUUAGGUUCUUGGAAAUUGUCAUGGGCAUUGUUUGGAUGUUUUGUAAUCUAAACAAUGAAUCAAUUAAUUUAUUUUAAUUGCACCACUAAAAUAUUCAGCGGCAGUGAUUUCUUACAACCAGUGUACUGAAUUCCCUUGUAACACAUUGCACUACUAUGCCCUGAUAAUGGAUGAAAUGGAUUUCUUUUUCUUUGAACUUGCACUAAAAUGUUUUAAGAAAACACUGAGAGAAAAAUACGAAGUUCUGUGAGGAAGCACAAAAAUAUUAGACAAAAAAAAAAAAA